GUGGCGAAGAAGAAGAAUAGGCCCGAGCCGAAGUCGGAAGUGCUAGUUGUUCAAGCGGAGUUAGCCAGCUAGUUUUAGUCGGGUAGGUUAACUUGGUAUUCACCUGUAAAAUCACCAUGGGUCUGUUUGGCCGAACACCGGAGAAACCACCAAAGGAUCUGAUUAAUGAGUGGUCUCAGAAAAUCAGGAAGGAAAUGAGGGUGAUUGACAGACAAAUUCGAGAUAUUCAGAGGGAAGAAGACAAAGUUAAAAGGUCUAUCAAAGAUGCUGCCAAAAAGGGCCAGAAGGAUGUGUGUGUGGUUCUCGCAAAAGAGAUGAUUCAGUCAAAACGAGCAGUUGCAAAACUUUAUGCUUCCAAAGCCCAAAUGAACUCUGUACUACUCAGCAUGAAGAAUCAACUUGCUGUAUUGCGCGUAGCUGGGGCCCUGCAGAAGAGCACAGAGGUCAUGAAAGCCAUGCAGAACCUAGUAAAAGUCCCAGAGAUCCAGGCCACCAUGAGAGAGCUAUCGAAGGAGAUGAUGAAGGCUGGCAUUAUUGAGGAAAUGCUUGAAGAUACGUUUGAAAGCAUGGAAGAUGGAGAGGAGAUGGAGGAAGCAGCAGAGGAGGAAGUUGAUAAGAUCCUCUUUGACAUCACAGCAGGUGCUCUUGGCAAAGCACCAAGCAAAGUCACAGAUGCCCUGCCUGAAAUGGAGCCUGCAGGAGCCGCUGCAGCUUCAGAAGAUGAGUCAGAGGAAGACAUUGAAGCAAUGCAAUCGAGAUUGGCAGCUCUGAGGAGCUAAGGGGAACUGUCACUGUCCUGCCAAAGUCAGUUCGCUCUUUUGCGAAGGACAGUCAAUUUUGGUGCACGGUUUGAAGUGCUGAGCAUCUUCUCUGCUUUAUAUCAUUAUUAUUUCACCUAAUCAUUUUGGGUUAACUGUUGCUAUGACAGUCAAUGUCUUUAAAACUGUUUUUUAUAGAAAAUGUGUUGUACUCAGUGUGAGGAAAAGGGUCUUUUUUGUUUUAUGUCUACUAUUUUCAAGGUUAGUCCUUUUAUAAGUCUUUGUUGUCCAAAGUCAAAGAGAAGGUUUAAGAAAGUGUAUAUAAUGUAAGUAUGAAAAGCCUGCUGUGCCUACAGUGCUUCUGUCCAAUAUGUGGACUGGUAGUGGAGGUACUUGGACAUAUAUGAUCCAAAUGACUAUUAACUAUUGAUGGAAAUCACCCUUGCACAAAAAUCACAUUCUUUAUUCAUCAUUCAGCAGUAGCUCGUCUCUGUUAGAAUAUCCUUCGUAAGCAACCACCUGUUUACCAGUUAUUUGUCUACAUUUACUGAAACACUAGACAAUGGGUGUGAUCUCUUUGGAUAGUUAAUUUUCUGUACAGUCAAAAUAUCUAUACUAAAUGUGGUUAUACAUGUGAAGUAUACCUAUAGGAGAAAUGCACGCAUACUACCCUAAUUCUUAGCUUGCAUUAAUCUUCCGCUUCUACAGUGAUAAGAAGCAAGAAGAUGCAGCUGACAUAAAGAGGCUGGUUAGUGCAGAACCUCUGUGUUGUGGAAGUUUUGUGUGUAACGUUUUCUAUGUGAAUGGGGAAAAAAAAAUAAAAACUCUAUGAACGAAAGUUAAUAUAA
Betta splendens (Siamese fighting fish) is the source of this 1606-nucleotide messenger RNA. It is a transcript of the gene chmp3, whose product is annotated as charged multivesicular body protein 3. Gene Ontology annotation, cellular component: multivesicular body; ESCRT III complex. Lineage: Eukaryota; Metazoa; Chordata; Actinopteri; Anabantiformes; Osphronemidae. Gene Ontology annotation, biological process: protein transport; late endosome to vacuole transport; endosome transport via multivesicular body sorting pathway. The transcript has 6 exons. The record is from RefSeq and is a predicted model, not a curated record. The coding region runs from base 117 to 779 and encodes 220 amino acids.